Opisthocomus hoazin is the source of this 773-nucleotide messenger RNA. The record is from RefSeq and is a predicted model, not a curated record. NCBI's taxonomy places the organism in Eukaryota, Metazoa, Chordata, Aves, Opisthocomiformes, Opisthocomidae.
CUCCAAAUGCCCAGAGGAAGCAAAUGUCCAACAGCAGCUCCAUCACUGAAUUCCUCCUCCUGGCAUUCACAGACACACGGGAGCUGCAACUCUUGACCUUCUGGCUCUUCCUGGCCAUCUACCUGGUUGCCCUCCUGGGCAACGGUCUCACCGUCACUGCCAUAGCCUGCGACCAUCUCCUCCACACCCCCAUGUACUUCUUCCUCCUCAACCUCGCCCUCCUCGACCUGGGCUCCAUCUCCACAACUCUGCCCAAAGCCAUGGCCAAUUCCCUCUGGGGCACCAGGACCAUCUCCUUCGCAGGAUGUGUUAUACAGCUCUUUUUUUUUCUCUUUUCUAUCACAACCGAAUACUUCCUCCUCACUGUCAUGGCCUAUGACCGCUAUGUUGCCAUCUGCAAACCCCUGCAUUAUGAGACCCUCCUGGGCAACAGAGCUUGUGUCCACAUGGCAGCAGCUGCCUGGGGCACUGGGAUCCUCUAUGCUCUCAUGCACACAGCCAAUACUUUUUCACUACCCAUCUGCCAUGGCAACACUUUGGACCAGUUCUUCUGUGAAAUGCCCCAAAUCCUCAAGCUGUCUUGCUCAGAUUCCUAUAUCAGUGAAGUUGAACUAAUUGUGCCCUCCUCCAUCUCCUCCCCUUUUCUAAACCUGGUCGUAACUGUUCUGUACUCGGUGGUGCCUCCAGCAGUGAACCCCCUCAUCUACAGCAUGAGGAACCAGAAGCUCAAGGAAGCCCUAUGGAAAAGGGCCCAGUGCACACUGUUCCAGUGA